Molecule: messenger RNA, 771 nt
Organism: Lathyrus oleraceus (garden pea)
Lineage: Eukaryota; Viridiplantae; Streptophyta; Magnoliopsida; Fabales; Fabaceae
Exons: 1
Coding region: 1-771 (256 amino acids)
Biological process (GO): positive regulation of transcription by RNA polymerase II; cellular response to iron ion starvation
Molecular function (GO): DNA-binding transcription factor activity, RNA polymerase II-specific
Source: RefSeq, a predicted model, not a curated record
AUGGAGGCUUCCAAACAGGAAUUUGGUGUGGUUAUUGGAAGGUCCGAUAAUGGUUCAGAUAGAAGAUGUGUUUUUGUGACAAUGACGUGCGAAAGAAGCCGAAAAUAUAGAACUCCACUCCAGAAUUUUAAAAGAGACAACACUGGUUCAAGAAAAUGUGAGUGCCCCUUUAAGGUGUGUGGUUACAUGUUGGCAAACAAAAACUGGAGAUUUAAUGUCAUAUGUGAUUUGCAUAAUCAUGAUUUGUGUGAAAAGUUAGUCGACCAUCCAAUUGCGUGUCGGCUCAUGCCGGAAGAGAAGAAAUGUGUUGAUUACAUGACAUUGAAUUUGGUUCAACCGAAAAAUAUACUUACAACAUUGAAAUGGAAAAGACCCAAAAAUAUAUCAAAUAACAAGCAAGUGUAUAAUAUUCGGUACCAAACUAACAAGGCACUUAUGGGGGAUAUAACUGAAAUGCAACAACUCUUAAAACGGUUGGAUGAUAACAGUUAUGUGUCUAGGUACCGAACAUGCAAGGAUAGAGUUAUUGUUAGAGAUAUAUUUCGGACUCGUCCUAAUUCCGUAAAGUUGGUCAACACAUUUUCUAAGAUUCUCAUACUUGAUUCAGCGUACAAGACUAACAAAUAUAGACUUCCAUUGUUGGAGAUGGUUGGUGUUACCUCAACUGAGAAGACGCAUUCGAUAGGGUUUGCAUUUCUAGAGAGCGAGAAAGAAGAGAAUGUUACUUGGGCAUUAGAGGCGUGUCGAGUAAUGUUGAAGGAAAAAAGUUGA